Molecule: messenger RNA, 1452 nt
Organism: Microthlaspi erraticum
Lineage: Eukaryota; Viridiplantae; Streptophyta; Magnoliopsida; Brassicales; Brassicaceae
Source: the annotation of a GenBank genome assembly
AUGAAGAAGCUUGAAGAAGAAGGGAGAAGACAAAUGUCAAGAAGAGCUACGAACUCCGACUUUACAUCAUCUUCUCACAUCAAACCACCACAGUCCAACAACAACAAGACAAGCCUAAGGAACAACAAUCUUUCCGUAUCACAAUCUGGCUUUGGUCUUGGUCAAUCCACCUAUGAUUUGAGUCCAUCCGAAUCCAUCUUAUCGUCUUCUGGUUUUUCGAAAGGUUUAUCAACUUUAACGGAGGAGGAAAGAAGAAACAUUUUUGAGAUAUCUCAAGAGUUUCAGACUCCUACAUUUGGACAAUAUGGUACAACAAGUGAUGUGUUGGGUACAAACUCUAAUCUCAGUCCUGAUAUCCUAGGAAGUAAUUACGCUGGGAUCAUAGCAAGUGCGAAUGGAGAUUUAACUGGACUUGAUGGAAUAAGAGUUAAUUGUUAUGGUUCUCGUGGUGGAUUAGUCCAUGAUAGUAAUUUCAAUGGUUAUGGUAAUAGUUCUCUUGGUGGAUUAGUCCAUGACACUAGCAAUGUCAAUGGUUAUAGUAAUGACUCUGGAUUAGUCCAUGAUACUAGUAAUGCCAAUGGUAAUGGUAAUGGCUAUGGCUCUCUUGGUGGAUUAGUCCAUGAUACUAGUAAUGUCAAUGGUUAUGGUAAUGGCUUUCUUGAUAGAAGAAGAGUUCAUGGUACUGAUAAUGAGAAUGGAAAUGGCCUUACUGAUGGAAUAAGAGAGUAUGGUUUUAGUAAUGGCAAUGUUAACGACUCUCUUGAUGGAACAAGAGUUCAUGGUAUAGAUAAUGGUAAUGGAUCUCUUGGUCAAAGUUUGGGUGGCAACAACUGGAAUUUCAACAGCAACACGAGUUACCAUGGAAGUUCAACUUCGAGGUUUCCUUCGGCAUUGUCAUCCUUCUUAGACGAUUGGGAUCAAUCACAUAACAACUUCAUUGAUGAUGUGAUUUAUGCACAAGAAAACCCAAGCAUAUUAAAUGAUCACCAUGGCGCCAACGGGAUUGUUUGCGAUACAACUAACUCGCAAUUUGAUCAGAAUAAGGGUGGCUGUAUGGAAAACCCAUUUAACGUUGAUGCUGCUAAUUCGCAAACGUAUUUUUCUUCUCAUGAUAUGAACAUUACAAACCAGGGUUAUUCUAAUAUUGCUAAUUCGGAAAUGUAUUUUCCUCCUCAGAACAUGAGCAUUACAGAUCAAGGUGACGAUGAUGAAGAUUUAUGGAAUCUUAUUGAUGCUAUUAAUGAUCCGAAAAUGUAUUUUCCUCCUUUGAACAUUUCAAAUCAGGGCAACGAUGAUGAAGAACCAUUGAUUCCUACUAAUCCAGAUAUGUAUUUUCCUCCUCAAGACGGCAAUGGUGCUGCGGAAUUGACGGAACCCCCAUUGUCAUUCCACCAUGAUUCAAACGCUGAAGACGCCAUGGAUGACUAUUUGCUCGAUCAUGAAAUGAUUUGA